Messenger RNA from Microthlaspi erraticum, 981 nucleotides. The record is from the annotation of a GenBank genome assembly. NCBI's taxonomy places the organism in Eukaryota, Viridiplantae, Streptophyta, Magnoliopsida, Brassicales, Brassicaceae.
AUGAUGCUUCCCGAUGAUUUGCUAUUAAACUGCAUAGCCAGAGUUUCAAGAUCGUACUACCCUAUUCUAUCCUUAGUUUGCAAAAGAUUCAGGUCUCUCUUUGUUUCAACGGAGCUUUACCAAACUCGAACCCUCUUAGGCUGCACAGAGACUUGUCUCUACGUUUGCUUAAAACUCCCUACCUAUUACAGCCGUCAACACUGGUUCACUCUUUACCUGAGACCAAAUAGUUAUAGUUCUAGGAAAUUUUUGCUCCCAAUUACAUGUCCCAAUUCUCCUUGUACGUACCAAUCGGAUUUCGCAAGGGUUGGUUCUAAAGUAUAUUCCAUUGGCGGACGAGUCAUAAGCAGCGGUGAAGCAUCUUCUAGCGUCAUGGUCAUGGACUGUCGUACCCACACGUGGAGUGAUGCCCCGAGCAUGUUAGUCGCACGUGCGACCCCUUCUGCUUGCGUCCUUGAUGGAAAAAUAUAUGUAACCGGAGACUGCAAAAAUCUCGAUGCAACUAACUGGAUGGAGGUAUUCGAUACAAAGACUCAAACUUGGGAGUUUGUGUCGUCUUCAAGUACUCCUGAGAGUGUACGCAGAGGGUUUAGGCAUCAAACCCUAGGGUAUAAUGGAAACGUGUACGUCAAGUUUUCUGAGGAACGGGAAAAUAUUUAUUACGAGGAACAGAACGUCUUGUAUAGCUGUACCUGCGGGAGGAUCAGCUGGUACGACUCUCAGGUAAAACUUUGGAAACCAUUGGAGGGUGAUCUGAGAAAAUUGUAUGCUUUUACUAGGGAUGUUACUCAAGUGGCAGAUUAUGGUGGAAAGUUGGCGGUUUUGUGGCAUCAUGUGGCUGAAAAAAAAGCAGUUUUGUAUGCGGUAAUUGCGCUUGAGAAACGCCAAGGAGGAACUAUUUGGGGGAGAAUUGAGCGGUCUUACCCUGUGUCUACAUUCCGUGAGAAUAAAGUAGCCCAUCUUGUUGCUGCUACACUCUGA